Molecule: messenger RNA, 2637 nt
Organism: Penicillium maclennaniae
Lineage: Eukaryota; Fungi; Ascomycota; Eurotiomycetes; Eurotiales; Aspergillaceae
Gene: dapB
Product: dipeptidyl aminopeptidase dapB
Exons: 7
Coding region: 1-2637 (878 amino acids)
Biological process (GO): proteolysis
Molecular function (GO): dipeptidyl-peptidase activity; serine-type endopeptidase activity
Source: RefSeq, a predicted model, not a curated record
AUGGGGAAACUCCAAGAUGAAGGGGUCCCUGAGACUUCUCCGCCGCAUCUCAAACCUCCUCUGAUUCAGGGCUGUCGGUCGCAUCCGCAGCUUUCCUCGAAGCUCACAAGGGGGGGACUGAUGGCCGACCCAGAAGCGCCAUACCGUGAUGUGGAGGACGGCGCCGAACCUAGCUCCGAUGAACCAUUCUUACAACAUCACAAGAAGCCCGCAUCGAGUAACCGUAUGCGUCGGGGCCUCUGGGUGCUUGGGUUCCUCUGUGUUGGUGGCUGGGUGCUCGCGUUCGUGCUCUUCCUCACGACGAAACGACCCAGUGCUGCUGCACUUUCUUCUAUAUCGACUGUCGAAAUUCACGAACCGGAGUCUGCGACUGUGGCUCCCCGCAUCGCACGCGAUCGCCUGGAUUGCGGGGCCGAAGGCGAGGAUGGACUUUUGGUUGAGCAGGGAGGAAAUGGAGAUGGAUACCUGCGUGUGGAGGAUAUUCGGAGCCGCAAUAAAGAUGCCCGUGAUACCGAUACCAGAGUCUUGAUGAAGAAGCCUUACUUCUGGGGGGACAACGAGUUGAUCACACCGAAGAAGACAUGGCCGAGUCCGAACCUGGAGAAAGUGUUGAUCGCGUCCGAUGUUCAGUCGAACUGGAGGCAUUCAUUCUAUGCCAAGUACUGGAUUUUUGAUGUGGCGACGCAAACCGCUGAGCCGCUGGACCCUGAUGACCUGAGCAGCCGCGUUCAGCUUGCGAAGUGGUCUCCUUCCUCUGAUGCGAUUGUCUUCAUUCGUGAGAACAACGUAUACUUGCGCAAGCUGUCCUCGACCAAAGUGAUUCCUAUCACCAAGGACGGUAGUGCAGACCUAUUUUACGGUGUACCGGAUUGGGUCUACGAGGAAGAGGUCUUCUCUGGAAAUAGUGGCACUUGGUGGUCCACUGAUGGCAACUAUCUUGCGUUCCUUCGUACUGAUGAGUCAGAUGUACCUGAAUACCCCGUUCAAUACUUCCUCUCUCGAGCCGCUCCCGGACUAGAGAACUACCCCGAAGUUCGCCAGAUCAAGUAUCCCAAGGCCGGGGCACCGAACCCCAUUGUCCACUUGGAAUUCUAUGACGUGGAUAAAGAUGAGAAGUUCUCCUUUGACAUGCCUGAGGAUUUCGCCGAUGACGACCGCAUCAUCAUUGAAGUUGUUUGGGCGUCAGAGGGCAAGGUCCUUAUUCGCGAAACUAACCGCGAGAGCGACGUGGUCAAGAUCUUCUUGAUGGACACCAAGGCCCGGACUGGUAAGCUCAUCCGCUCUGACGACAUUGCAAACCUCGACGGUGGCUGGGUUGAACCCUCGCAGACAACACGCUUCAUCCCUGCUGACCCCGAAAAUGGCCGACCGCAUGAUGGAUACGUGGAUACCGUGAUUUACGAGGGCUACGACCAUUUGGCUUACUUCGCACCCCUCGAGAACCCUGAGCCUGUCAUGCUCACAAAGGGAAAGUGGGAAGUGGUCGCGGCGCCAUCCGCCGUCGAUCUCGACCGCAAUCUUGUAUAUUUCGUUGCGACAAAAGAAGCACCCACCCAGCGUCAUGUAUACCAAGUGAAACUUGACGGAUCCGAUCUUCGAUCGUUGACUGAUACCUCUGGGCCCGGCUAUUUCGAUAUCUCGUUUUCCGAGGGUGCUGGCUAUGCAUUGCUCAGCUCAAAGGGCCCAGCGGCAGUGAUCAACACUCAGGGUGAGGAAGUGGUCUACGAAACUGUCAUCGAGGAUAACUCCAGGCUCGUCGAGAUGGUUGAAGACUAUGCACUCCCUGCGGAAGUUUACUCCAACGUCACGAUCGACGGCUACACCCUGCAAGUCGUUGAACGCCGACCUCCACACUUCAAUCCAGCCAAGAAGUACCCUGUGUUAUUCUUCUUGUACGGUGGACCCGGCUCCCAAACGGUAGAUCGAAAAUUCACGGUCGACUUUCAAUCCUACAUUGCCUCUAGCUUGGGGUAUAUUGUCGUCACAGUCGAUGGCCGAGGAACGGGCUUCAUUGGACGCGAAGCACGCUGUAUCGUUCGCGGCAACUUGGGCCACUAUGAAGCGCAUGACCAGAUCGAGGCAGCUAAAAUUUGGGCUAGCAAGGGAUACGUUGAUGAAUCCCGGAUGGCGAUUUGGGGGUGGAGCUAUGGCGGCUUCAUGACCCUUAAGGUUCUUGAGCGGGAUGCAGGUCAAACAUUCCAGUAUGGCAUGGCUGUGGCGCCUGUCACGGAUUGGAGAUUCUAUGACUCUAUCUACACCGAACGUUAUAUGCACAUGCCCCAGCACAACCCCGCAGGCUUCGAUAACGCAAGCAUCUCGGACGCUGCAGCACUAGGAGAGAACGUCCGUUUCAUGAUCAUGCACGGCGUCUCCGAUGACAAUGUCCAUCUCCAGAACACGCUUGUUUUGCUUGACAAACUGGACUUGGCGAACAUCGACAACUAUGACAUGCAGGUGUUCCCUGAUUCUGACCACAGCAUUUACUUCCACAAUGGACACACAGUGGUCUAUGAACGUCUUUCGAGCUGGCUCAUCAAUGCGUUCAACGGCGAGUGGCAUCGCAUCGCGAACCCGAAGCCGGAAGAGUCGGCGUGGAAGAGAGUCAAGCGCUCUCUGCCACUUCUCUCUGGAUGGUAA